CCGGAAAGCACCACCUGUGAUUGGUCCACUUUGACAGGCGUAUGCUCAGCCAACGUUUCAAGCGCCACUCCUCGAGCCCGCUCCGAACCAGUGUCCGAGCCAUGGCGUCCUUCCGCGAGACGCUCUUCACCGACUACUACGUCAAGCAGCACGUGUUUCAUCCGGACGAGAUCGACGCGGUCGUCGACACGCUCAAGACGCCGCUGCCAGCGUGCUUUCGCAUUAGCCCCAAUGCGUCGAAUGCGUCCCACAUUGAGGCAGCGCUGCGCACCGACUUUCGGUUUCCCACAGGCAGCGUCACGUUGAAGGACGCGCCGGUCGCGCCGCCCCAAAAGCUGUCGUGGUUCCCACCGACGUACGGUGCGGCGUGGCAGCUCGAGUGCGGCCGCAAUGCGCUCACCAAGCUCGCCAAGGAGCAUGAACUCAUGGGAGCUCUGCACAAGUUUCUCAUCCUCCACGGUGACAGCGGUGCCAUCACGCGCCAGGAAGCAGUGAGCAUGAUCCCGACGCUGCUGCUCGACGUCCACCCGGAACACCGCGUUCUCGACAUGUGCGCGGCGCCCGGCUCCAAGACGUCGCAGAUCCUUGAAACGCUCUUGCAAGACCCGACGCAGACGGGGUUUGUUGUCGCCAACGACGCCAACGAGAAGCGCGCGUACAUGCUCGUCCACCAGUUGAUGCGCAUUGGUCUCAUGUCGGCCGUCAUCUCGUGCCACCAAGGCCAGGCGUUUCCCGGCUUGUACAACGCGUCCGGCGAGCUCGACCGCACGAAUGUUUUCGACCGUGUCCUUGCCGACGUGCCGUGUACGGGCGACGGCACGCUGCGUAAAAAUGAAGACAUUUGGCGUCGCUGGCACGUCGGUGACGCGCUCACGCUGCACCCUGUCCAGCUCGAGAUUGCCUUGCGCGCCGCUGCGCUCCUUAAGGUCGGCGGGCGCAUGGUCUACUCGACGUGUUCGUUCAACCCGAUCGAAAACGAAGCGAUUGUCGCUGAGCUCCUUCGUCGCGCGGACGGUGCGCUCACGCUGGUCGACUGCUCGGCCGAGCUCGUGGGCCUCAAGCGCCGCAGUGGCUUGACCAAGUGGGAUGUUGCGUGGCAGUCCAAGUCCAAGCACAAGCGCAAGGCCGACCGGCUCGCGAACGCGCCGCUCGAAUGGUUUUCGAGCUUCUUCGACGAAGCCAUUCCCGAAGACCUUCGCGGCUACCGCAUCACGCGCUCGCUCUUCCCGCCGACCGAGGCGUACCCGCUCGAGCGCUGCAUGCGAUUUGUGCCGCACGAUCAAAACACCGGCGGCUUCUUCGUCGCCGUGCUCAUGAAGACCGCGGACCUCCCGGGGGCCAACCAAGAAGGGUUGGAUGCGUUCGAAGUGUCGUACGAACGCGGCCCGAAAUGCCACCGCUACGUGUGCAAGCUCUGCGGCGAGCGCGGCCACUACAUUCAAAAUUGCCCGCUCUCCGACAAGCACCAAGCAGCUAUCGAAGCAAAAGAAACAAAAUCGUCGGCGAUCAAAGACGAGACGUUUGGCGAUUUCUUUGUUCCGCUGCCGGACGAGGCGUGGACGUCGAUCCAGGAAACGUAUGGUCUCGGUCCUGGCUUUGACAAGGAGCGGCUCUUUGCUCGUUCCAAGGGCGCAGCGACGCUCUCGUAUGUGAGUCCGACCGUGCAAGCGGCGUGCUUGGCCGGCCCGAGCUUGAACCUGGUCAACACGGGCGUCCGCGUCUUUGUCAAGAUCACGACGGGCGCGCACAAGGGAUUCCGCCCGGCGCAGGACGGACUCGACCUGGUCGUGCCGCACAUGACAAAGCGCAAGCUCGCGGUUGGCUGGUCGGCCUUCAACACGCUCGUCGGCGUGAGCAGCACCAAGCUCUUUUCGGAGCUCGACCCGUCGCUUGCUACUUCGCUGCAAGCCUUUGGCGUCGGCCCUAUCGUCGCCACACUGCAGUCGGAGGACGCGAGCAGCAACGUUGUCGCAUUGAGCCUCUGGGUUGGCAGCGCCAGCGUCUCCAAAAGCGUGACGUCGUCCGACUUGGACAUUCUCGCGGACCUCCUCGCGACGCUCGACAUGACCCGCUAUGCGCCGUAAACACAGUCCACAGACGGUACGAGAUGGACUAUUUUCGUCCAUGUGUAUAGUUUUGGAACAUUUCUGAACUUGUAUCCCUUGGCGACGCAUCGUAGAGUGAAAGCAUUUGUAGAUUUGCUUCCUAGUACCUAUAGCAUGACUACCGUAUCAUCUAGCUCGAGGCCCCGAGCUCGCAACACGAGAGAUAUAUUCGCAAAAGACGCUGCGUGCGUCCCAGCGGGCACCAGGUGCUGCCACGUGCGUCCAAUCCAAAGACAGAAACGUUUGAAUUUCAUCCAAUUCCAACGCAGCAAAGAUUGGUUUUGUCCACAA
Saprolegnia diclina VS20 is the source of this 2396-nucleotide messenger RNA. RefSeq lists its product as hypothetical. Bases 42 to 2084 code for a protein of 680 amino acids. Gene Ontology annotation, molecular function: RNA binding; zinc ion binding; tRNA (cytidine-N5)-methyltransferase activity. The record is from RefSeq and is a predicted model, not a curated record. The transcript has 11 exons. Lineage: Eukaryota; Oomycota; Saprolegniomycetes; Saprolegniales; Saprolegniaceae. Gene Ontology annotation, biological process: RNA methylation.